AUGCUAUGUGUACAUGGGGUGUGUCCGAGCACGACAAAUCUCCGUCACGGUCGUCAUUUCAAGCACUGCCACAGACACUGGCAGCCUAACUCCCUGAAGUGGACCACGAACAAUGUGAACUAUCAAGGACUGAUUGCUGUGGACCUAGUGCGGCAGAUCGGCUGCCACGCUCGCAUCAAGCACUGGCGUAUGCGCCUGACCGACAGCUGUCUGCUGAAGCUGGUCAUUCUGUCCGAGGACACCGCUGGCGCCGGUGCCGGUGGUGCAUCAAACAGUGGCUCCACUCUGCGCCACUUCACUGAGAAGGCGUCGGUGUCCGCCUUCAUGAACCCUGACCAACGAGGCAUGGCAGAGGUGGACAUGGACCAGAUGGAGGAGAUGAUUGAGGUCGAGAAAGGCAAUAUUGUGGCCAUAGUGCAGCUCAACUCCACAUCCAGCUCAAACUGCCUGUGCUUCGCGCCCAGUCGCCGUGGGGGCAAGCUAUGGUCAGCACUGCACCAUGGACACAUCGAGUCAGGUCCAGUAUCCACCUAUGCACCAUCACCCACUCUAAGCGAUGACGCCAUUGAAAACAGGAAUGAUGUCAUCGAAAACAGGAAUGAUGUCAUUGAAAACAGGAAUGAUAUCAUCGAGAGCAGGAAUGACGUCAUCGAAAACAGUAAUGACAUCAUCAGGCAUCCCAAUGAUUCUGAGCAGGCGGUUGGAUUUGAAGAGGCAGUCGAUCCCAGGCCAGCAGAUGCAGUACGGCGUCAGAAGAGACAGGCAGGGAGUACUGGCGGGGGCAGUGCAGGCAGCAUCGGUGGUGACGUGUUUCUACUGCAAGCGCAGAUUGGACGCUUGUCCUGGGGCCUGACACUGGAUACGACGCAAGGGUCAGGUGACCUCGAGAGUCGCUUCAUCGACUUCUUCGGCGAUGACUCUGAUAUGAGUAUGUCUGCACGGCCCUCUGCAACCACCGCAGCAGGAAGUAGCGCGAACACUUCCAGCGCCCAACCGUCAUCCGUAUCAGAAACGACAAGCGCACCGACUCCGAAUCAGCAGCAGCAGGCAUCGGACUCCAUCAUUAUCAGCAGCUAUGUGUCAGAGCGUGUUUUCGGCUUGACCGGCAGUAUGCAGCUGAUCUUCGAUCUGACCUCCCUGCAGGCAGCAACCACUACCAGCCAAUCAGAUGUUCUAGAUGACAUUGCGUUCCCCACGACUCCUACUAUGACAUCAUCAACGCCAUCAACGCCACAGUCAGAGGUUACAGCGGCAGAGGUACAGGCUGGCGUUACACCCACAGACCAGCACACCACGGACAUAACAGGCCGUCCCAUCACCACAACUCUCCCCGACGAUACAGAGUAUGAUGUUCUCCCGAUCGUGAUUGCCGUGGUGGUGCUGCUGGUGCUGGCGUUUGCAGUGCUAAUCGUGUUCCUGGCUAUUCGCUGGCGCCAUCGUCAACGCGUCAGUCGCAAGGUGUACAGCCGGCACAUUGUCAACUCCACGGCCGCGAGCAUGGAGAGACAGCGACGUAAGCACGUGCUCAGCAAGAGGAAGAGGACGGGCAGGCAGAGAGGGUCCAGGCGAGAGAUUGGAGCACCUCUAGAGUGCAUACGAGUACAGUCAGGAACACCGGCGUUCAUCACCGCCUCCGUGUCUGCCAGGAACCAGUUCCGAGACGCUCACGACGCGCUCACAGUGCGCCACACGGUGCACUGCGAGUCGGAAGUCACCGACGGCAGAGAUAUCUACAGUACCAAUGCUCAAGCAGUGUACAACAGUCAGCAACAACACCAGGGAGGCAGUGGACAGGCGGCGAAUUCUCGCGUUCGCCGACCUCAACGGUCGGAAACGUUCGAACGGCCAAACCCGGCGACGAUUCCAGAUCCACCGCCACCGUCCAUCCCGGCCAGUCGUGUGUCCAUACGCGUUCACGUGGCCAAGGAGCCGGAACACGAUAUGACCGAGGUGGAGUCCCUGCACACCCUGGCCCGUCCUCAGCUCAGCGAUAUACCGGAGCGCGACAGUCGAGCGGUAUCUGAGCAGCUCAGAGUCGGCACACCGGCCGCUCAGAGUGGCAGCGUCCACAACACGGUGUAUCGCAAGUCUCAGCUCUCCGCACAGUAUAGCUCAUCAUCGCAACCGCCGCUCAACUCAAUGUAUUUAAAUCACCCGCAACAGUACCCUCGCAACAGCCACCACAGUGGCACAAAUGAAUACGAUGACGCAAUGCACACAGGCAACAACUCAACAUUCAGCUCGGCCACACCGGACGAGAUUUUCGGCCAAGAAGAGUCGGAGAUCGACACGGAGUGGGAUACGGAUCCGGAGCCCGAUAUGGCCGAGACGAUGUUGUCCCCGUUCAAUGCUCUCGGUGGGGAGGAUGCUCAUUUCCCACCACCGCCACCGCCACCGACGUCGCAAGGUUUCGAUGCUGCUGGUGCUCCCGUUACGAUUAUGUCAUCGCACGUUGUCGCCACACCUCAGUACAGCAACACCACACUUGUCAGCGACCUUCCCUCGACUAACAGCACCAUGAGUAAGAACAACAACAACGACACUUAUUACAGCAACAACAACAACAGUGGUGAUAGAUUAGUGAGCGAUUCUAGCUAUGCCGUCUCUGCACAACUGCCUAACAACAUGCAGCCCGGAUACCAAGAGUCGCACUACCAUUCCUCCAAGGUCGCCGCAUCGCCACACACGGCCACGAACAACAUCGGCGUCGAUUUUCCCAGAGCGGUGGCGAUGCACCUGGACGCUGAUCACCACAUGCCAGCUGAGUCACGGCACAGUCAUUAUCACUCGACCGACAUCAGCCUGGGGUCGCUCUCCGAUCUCGCACUGGGUGCCGCGUCUGGUCACGUGAUCUCCGCGGAAACCCGUGCCAGGAGCAUGUCGACGGGUGCACGCCGCGACGCAGGAGGUCUCGACGCCGACGCCGUUCACCUGUACACGCUACCGUCUCAGCGACGCCAGACCCGCACCGCUCCGUUGAAGCCCAAACGCCGUGCCAGCAGUGUACGCGCCACGUCCACCUCCCUGCCGAACAAGCACAUGCAUUGCCAGCGCAGGCGGCGCAAGUCCAACGGUGCCGUACUGGAUGCUGAUGAGAGCACCAUGGAUGUCAGUUCCGCUGCCGUGUCCUCCACUCAGACCAUGGAUAAGCUGAUGGUCCAGUUCCGCCGCCACGAGACCGGUGAAGUGCGCACACACCAGUACGCCCUUACUGAGCCAGACACAUAGGUCCUGCUAACAGCGUGUGCACUUACUGUGCCAGGCGCAUAGACCAGCAGCACAUGGUCCUGCUAACAGCUAGCUACUCUGGGUAUAGGCGUACGCACUCACUGAUCCAGACACAUAGGCUAACACAUAACCUUGUUAUCAGCUAGCUACUCUGUGCACAGGUCAGCUUGAACUGUGAUGUUUCCUUCAGCAACGCAAACAUUCCGUUGGCUUCCUGUAUCAAAUCAAGCACCAACUUUAAACCAGCUCUUCAGACAAAACACCAAUAUCUAAUUUUUGUGUGUGUGUAUGCAAGGCAACAUAUGCAUCACUGGAUAAGUCUGUAUCAAAGCUGCAGAUCCAUGUGCCCAGUGCAUAUAUUCCUUAUGCAAUCGUGUUGACAGUCAAAGACAUAAGUGAUUUGGGUUGGCGCAACACUCUCCUUCAUUCUUAUCUCAAGCAUGCACAGGAUAUUACAGUAUUUUUUACAUAAUAAUUAUAUCAAAACAAAAAUAUGUGGUGGAAACAUACUUGAUAUUUGUAUGAAUUUGUGCAAUUUUAUGGCUCAGAUCUUAUUUUGGCUCACAUAAAUACACUACAUGUAACUGCAUAUCUUUAUGGUUUCGAACCAUAUCUUGUUGUUUCCCAAGCAAUGUAUGACACGUAAUAAUGAUAACCCAGCUACCAUUAUGAAUAUACCAUAAAACCAUUGUGUUUACAAGUGUACACCUCAGAAGUGCUUGCAAGUGGUAUACUGA
Molecule: messenger RNA, 3965 nt
Organism: Sycon ciliatum
Lineage: Eukaryota; Metazoa; Porifera; Calcarea; Leucosolenida; Sycettidae
Exons: 6
Coding region: 1-3228 (1075 amino acids)
Source: RefSeq, a predicted model, not a curated record